CGUAUCACGUCAUUUCUCAUUAGCCAAUGAGAGAGUGGUAUACUCCGACGUCCUUACGCGCAUUACGUCCUAGUACAGGAGGUUGGCUUGUAGGGAAACUCGUGGUUCUGUCUCGAAAAGUCGUUAGGACUCCAGCAAUUUGUGAGUUUUUAAAGAUGUUUGGUAAGGCGCAGACUCAAUUAAUCCUGUGAUAACAUUGAAUCCGGUCGUUACAUAAAUCACGGAGCGUCUUUUUUGACGAGUUUUAAGCAACUAGCUAGCUGCUUUUGGCUUUGUGCUGCUAGUAACGUCACCCUAGCUUGGACCUUCAUCAUAACACUGGCGGUUUAACGCCUAGAUAGCUUGUUAAAUGGCGGCUAACCACUGAGCUAACUGUUGUAUUGCAUGGUAGCAACACACGACUGGAAAACUACCCAAAGUCGCUGGAACAAGUAAGUUAGCUGAUAGACUUGGUGACCUUCCAAACUUCUUUAAAUGGACAGCCACUACCGGUGACUAAUGAUUAGUCUGACAUGAUAUCGGUCGGUAACGUAAUAGUUGAGGCAACAUUCAACUGAUCCACCGCACUUUUGGUUGUCAUUUUGAAAUUAAAAAUCGUGUUUGCAUUAUGCCUCGUCGUUCUAUGGCACACCUGAUGAGUCUUGGAAGUCAAGUGGCCGGUUUAACCUCACCACAUGGAAGCUUACCUCGUCUAAUUCACACUUCAUCGCGCAACUCAUCAUCCAAACCGAAACAUGGAUUUAAACCCGGAAAAAUAGCAGUGGUCACCAAGACAACAAGAUAUGAGUUCGAACAGCAGCGUUAUCGCUAUGCGGGCCUUUCCGAGGAGGAUUUGAAACAUCUGCUCGCCAUGAAGGGUUCCAGCUACAAUGGCCUUCUGGAAAGACACAACAUCCACACAAACAACGUGGACCAUAUUGUGAAGAGCCUACACAAAGAAGGAAUUGACGUGCAAGUGGUGAAGAGGGGUGAAUAUGAUACUGAUGUAGUGCAAUGGGCAGAUGCUAUCAUCUCUGCUGGAGGUGAUGGGACAAUGCUGCUUGUUGCCAGUAAGGUUUUAAGCAAGGACAAACCAGUUGUCGGCGUAAACACAGACCCUGAGAGGUCAGAAGGUCACCUGUGCUUACCUGUUAAAUACACUCGCAAGUUCCCGGAGGCACUUGGGAAACUCUGCCGUGGUGAGUUCAGGUGGCAGUGGCGUCAGAGGAUUCGACUGCACCUUGAGGGCACCGGCAUAAAUCCCACUCCUCUAGAUUUGCACGAGGAGCAGCUGAGCCUGGAGCAGCACAGCCAAGCCCAUCGCAUUACCACCAUGGACAACCAGCAGAAGAUGGGAAUACUGAAUGAGAGCGUCUCUAAGCCCAGUCUUCUUCCCAUCAGGAGCCUGAAUGAAAUCUUCAUUGGAGAAUCUUUGUCUUCCAGAGCAUCGUACUAUGAGAUCUCGGUGGAUGACGGUCCAUGGGAAAAGCAGAAGAGUUCAGGCCUCAGUAUUUGCACUGGAACAGGAUCCAAAGCUUGGUCCUACAACAUCAACAAACUUGCUGAACAAGCAGUGAAUGAGAUCCUAAAAAUAGGGAAGUAUCAGACUGGCCUUGAUAUUCCACUAAACCGCCAAUUCAUUGAAAAAGUUACUGAUGAGUACAACGAGUCGCUGGUGUUCAGUCCUGAGGACAGACGUUUGUUCUUCAGCAUUCGGGAGCCAAUCGUCAACAGAGUGUUCUCCAGCAGCCGGCAGAGAGGCUUCGCAAGCAAAGUGUGCGUUCGCUCUCGGUGCUGGGACGCCUGCAUGGUGGUGGACGGCGGGACGUCGUUCGAGUUCAAUGACGGCGCCAUUGCAACAAUCAGCAUGAGUGAGGAGGAUCAGCUGCGCACGGUGCUUCUGGACAACUGAGCACACCAGACUGACUUCUUCUAAAAACCACUUAACCCACACUCCCACCAAGUAGUGGUUAAGCGCUGCUUUCUUAUUUAUUCGCUUUUCCACUUGGAGAUGGAGAAAGUUGGUGCAAAGAUAUUUUUGAAACGCGGUUUGAAUUUUUGUAGCUGUAGGCGAGAAUGAAGUGCGCUAAUGAGAUCACACGAGGGGAAGUCUCGUGUUUUUACAGCGAGAGCAAUAGAGGUUUAUAUAUGAGGAAUUUAUUUUUUCACACAUUAAAUCUCAUUUUUGAAAUAACUUGAAAUGGAUUUAUAUUGAAAAAUCAUGCAUCUUGUACCUCAACAGUAUUGUGACAUCUAAUGUGCCAUCUUUCCUUGUCACCGUUUUUAAAUAAAAUUCAUGUGGGG
Entelurus aequoreus (snake pipefish) is the source of this 2283-nucleotide messenger RNA. RefSeq names its product NAD kinase 2, mitochondrial (gene nadk2). Bases 608 to 1891 code for a protein of 427 amino acids. Lineage: Eukaryota; Metazoa; Chordata; Actinopteri; Syngnathiformes; Syngnathidae. Gene Ontology annotation, molecular function: NAD+ kinase activity. Gene Ontology annotation, cellular component: mitochondrion. The transcript is spliced from 12 exons. Gene Ontology annotation, biological process: NADP+ biosynthetic process; NAD+ metabolic process. The record is from RefSeq and is a predicted model, not a curated record.